AUGAAGUCCUACGCUGUCCUCGCUGCCACCUUUGCUGGUGUUGCCCUGUCCCAGGACAUGCCCAUGCCCAGUGGCGACUGCGCCAACCUCUGCAUUAACAACAUGGCCCGCAUUGCCCAGACUGAGUUCUCCUGCGGCUCCGACGACAUUGGCUGCUUCUGCACUCAGUCCAACUGGGCUUACGGCAUCCGCGACUGCUCUCGCCAGGCUUGCGAUGCUGACCAGUCCGCCCAAGCCGUCUCGUGGGCUUACGCUCGCUGCGCUGGUGUCGCUGCCACUGCCUCUGGCUCUGGCGCUCCUGCUGCUCUUCCCAUCCUGACCUCCGCUGUUGCCAGCGCCACUGCUGUUGCCCCCGGAUCCAUGGUCACCUCGGUCAUUACAUCUGUCGUCUCCAGCGCCGCAUCUGGUGCCGAGAGCGUUACCUCUUCCAUCGGAUCUGCCGCAUCCUCCGCUCUUGCGUCUGGCGAGUCUGCCAUCAGCUCUGCCCUUGAGUCUGCCAGCUCUGCCCUCGCCUCUGCCAGCGCCAGCAUCUCCUCUGAGCUUGCCUCUGCCACCGACUCUGCUGGCAACGCCAUCUCUUCUGCCACUGACUCUGCUGGCUCCGCCAUCGCUUCCGCUACCGACUCUGCUGGCAGCGCCAUCUCCUCUGCUACCGACGCCGCUGGCAGCGCUGCUUCCUCUGCUGGUAGCGCCGCUUCCUCCGUCGCUGAGGGUUCCGCUCCCAUGGUCACUGGCAUUCCCUUCGCUGCUGGUGCCGGUAUUGCCGCCUGGCUCUUGCUCUAA
Alternaria arborescens is the source of this 783-nucleotide messenger RNA. RefSeq lists its product as hypothetical. Bases 1 to 783 code for a protein of 260 amino acids. The record is from RefSeq and is a predicted model, not a curated record. The transcript has 2 exons. Lineage: Eukaryota; Fungi; Ascomycota; Dothideomycetes; Pleosporales; Pleosporaceae.